AUGCAUUCCAAUCAACUUCAUCUAUUACAUUUCGGUGAAAUACAAUUUAUCGAAUCAUUGGUGAUACAUUCAUGUGAUCAAGUGAUAAUAUCAAAUGAUACCUUUAAUAAUACUGUUAUUCAGUAUGCAAUUAAGAUUAUUGGUGUGAAGAAUUUAAAAAUACUUUCAUGGGCUUUUCGUGGAAUUCGGAAAUCACCUGAACAAUUAUUCGUACAAGCAACAACUAUUACUUAUGUUCCACCAAAUUCAUUUUCAGAAUUGACCCAUAUUAAGCAUAUUUGGUUCCGGAAUAGUACCAUCGAGUUGUUGGCUACUGGAGCUUUCAGCGGUCUUACGGAUGUUAAUUACAUAUAUUUCCGUGAUUGCCUUAUACGGCAUAUUGAAAAUGGCGCUUUUGGUUCAAUGCGUCGAAUUCAACACUUUUUUGUACGUGGAAAUAUUACGAUAAAAUUAAUUGGAAGUGCUAUAUUUCGGAAUUCAACGAUAGGUGACGUAAUCUUUGAAGAUGCACAUUUUAACGCUCCAUCUGAUUGGUUUGUUGGCUUAAAAGCUGCAAAUAUUCAGCUGAUUAAUUCCAUCUGGAAUUUAAAUAAAGAUUCCAGUAAAUUUCAGAAUUUUCGCCAAAAAAUUGGUCAUUUCUCAAUCAAUAAUUCUACAAUCGAUCUAAUAGCUCUAAAAGCAUUUCGUAAUGCGAAAAUGUUGACUAUUUCAAAUAGCAUGCUGAAAAAGAUAACGGCAUUGAAAUUGUUGGACAUAAACGCUGGUAGAGAAGCGGAAUGGAUUACAGGAACAAAAAAGAGUAUGGAAUCAGUAACUGAAAAAUUGGAAAUUGUAGGAACAACAAUCAAUAGAAUUGCUACUAAAGCUUUCGUAAAUUUGGGAAAAUUUAAAAAUUUGAAAAUUUUUCGAUGCCGAAUAGAUGUGAUCGAGAAAAAUGCUUUUCAAGGAUUUCAAUCAAAUGAAAUUCGUAUCGAUCAAACGCAAAUUGAUAUAUUAUCUAUAGCAUCUUUUGCUGCAUUGUCGGUGAAUUUAUUUUCCUGGCAUGCAUGUAAUCUUACCUUCAUAAGCAGUAUGGCUUUUCAAGGGGCUAAAGUUCAAACGCUUCGUUUUUCUCGCUGUCACAUAAAAAAUAUUAUGAAGCGAACUUUUGAUGAACUGGAAGUUGACAAUUUGAUUUUAUUGAAAACAAAAAUCUAUCGGUGCGAAGAACAGUCAUUUUCAGGAGCAAAGGUCAAGAAAUUAGUUAUUACCGGAACAAAAAUAAUGUCCGGCACAAUCGACAGUAUUUUUCGAGAUUUUCGACCAAUUUAUUUCCAUGCUCGAAAGAAUUUAUUUGAUUGCAAUGCGAUGCAGUGCGAUACGAACAGUUUACUUCUUGACGAAAAUGUAUCCUUGAACUUGCCCUGGUAUUUCCAAGGUAAUCAAUGCUUAAAACAAGAAAUUUGUCGUCAACCACCGGAAUGGACCUCUGGCGGCGUCUUUUGUAAAUCGUAUCAUUUUCUUGCCAAAUGCUUUUGUGCAAAUUCAAAAUUCGCACACGUUCCAGAUAUUAAUUCAUCGAUUUUAAUCAUCGCUGACUGCAAAACGUUAGAUAUUGACUUAGCUAAAAAUGACAAAAUCUCAUCACUUCAUGUUUUCCGAACAGAUGCUCUGGGAAUUACAAAAAUACCCGUUAAUUUGCAAAUUUUUGAAAUUUUUCACACAAAAAUUGUAAAAAUCGAACGAAAGGCUUUUCUGGGCCUUAGAAUGGAAAAAAUUGAAUUAAUUUCAACGCAAAUUGAAUUAAUAGCAAGUGAAAGUUUCGUCAACUUUCAACUUUCCUCCUUUAUUCUCAGACGUAGUACCGUCAAUUACGUGCAAUUUCACGCCUUCAGCAAUAGCUCUGUGAAGAUGCUGAAUGUGGAAAAAUCUAAUUUUCUACAUGUAUUUGAUUUUUGGAAAUAUUUUAAUAAUACAACACUGAUGGGAGUAUUCGUAAAUUUGCCUGGAUACCUUCUUGAAGGAGCUCGAAAUUUAUGCCUGAAGGAAGUUACGGUUGGUUGUGAGUGCCUAACACAACAAUUAGCACUUGGAAUAGCGACUAGUGCACUUAUCAUGGGUAUAUCAGUGAUAGCUGUGAUUUUCCUCUUCAGUGAUAUCAAUGAUCUGUACAGUGGAGUGAUCGUUGAAAUGAAUGAUUUUAAGGAAAUAGCCGACGAUACAUGGAGUAAAAUCUUAUCUGUUCGGUCGAAUGAGUUCCAGAAUGAAAAUGGAAAUUAUCACGGUUUUGAGAAUCUCAUUUUGCGAGCCAAACGACAGUAUCCAUCACAUUGCCGAUGUAGCGCAUCAGCUGAUCGAUGCCAAAAAGGUCCUCCUGGCCCUCAGGGUGAUCCAGGAAUGAAAGGCCUUGAUGGAGCAAGUGGUGAUGAUGGACGUCCAGGUGUAAAUGGUGUUGCACUUUUAGCUACCUUUCAUAUUCCUGGUGGUUGUAUUGAUUGUCCAAGAGGACCACCAGGACUGUCUGGUCCGCCUGGUCUUCCGGGUAGUACUGGUAUACCAGGUGAUUGCGGGAGAAGAGGACGAGAUGGUAAACCUGGAACACCUGGAAAAGUCGGACCACGGGGCGAACCAGGUGAUCAAGGGCAGAACGGUACUCCUGGUAAACCUGGUCGACCUGGAAAAAGUGGCAAACGAGGUACUGGACCACCUGGAUCGAAAGGUCGCAGAGGACCACAAGGUCCAAUUGGUGAACCUGGAGUAAAUGGUGCAAAGGGAGAUGAUGGAGCACCUGGUGAACAAGGACAGCAGGGCAAAGCUGGCAAAGAUGGAAAGAAUGGCAAAAAUGGCAAAGACGGAAUGGCAGGCAGUCCAGGUUUGCCAGGGCCAGAUGCUCAUUACUGUCCAUGCCCACGACAUGGAGGUUACGUACAUCGCAAAACAUAG
Messenger RNA from Acanthocheilonema viteae, 2922 nucleotides. The record is from the annotation of a GenBank genome assembly. Lineage: Eukaryota; Metazoa; Nematoda; Chromadorea; Rhabditida; Onchocercidae.